Talaromyces marneffei is the source of this 408-nucleotide messenger RNA. RefSeq lists its product as uncharacterized. The record is from RefSeq and is a predicted model, not a curated record. Bases 1 to 408 code for a protein of 135 amino acids. Lineage: Eukaryota; Fungi; Ascomycota; Eurotiomycetes; Eurotiales; Trichocomaceae. The transcript has 2 exons.
AUGAGCGACCAAGCCCCCCUCGACUACAAAGUCCCGGCCUUCCCAUCCCUCUACGUCCCCAUAAUCGGCGAACCGCAAUCCCAAAACUACCUGUACCACCUGACCGACAUAUGGCGCUUCACGCUCUUCUGGACCAUGAUCUUGUACCUGGGUACCCAUGCCGCCGUAGCGACGUUCGCGGUCGCUGUGCAAUGGCGGAAUUACAAAAGGAUGUGGGUUGUCCCCGUGGUGUAUAUUCUUGUUUCGGGGUUUGAGGCGUUGUUGGCAGGGAGUUUGGUUGGUUUGAUUGUUGGCUGGGUUUACGAAGCGGGCAAUUUCUCCAUGACGACGUGGAUCCCCUUGGUUUGGGCAUGUAUUAAUGUCCUGGUUCUCAUUAUUUCGAGUUUUCCUAUGCAAGCGGCUAUGUGA